AUUGGUGAGGAUGCGUGGUUUUGAUCAGACAUUGCCUAACAAGCAUUAAUCACAUGUUUAAUGAAAUAGUACAUAACCAACGUUGAUCAACAGACCUCGAUCCAGAUAAAUGAAUGAAUAAUAUAUUACAGCGUUGUAAACUCUUUUUGGUUAAAAUUGCCGGGUCGCCGCCCACAUUCCAAAUGUGUUCAUUUACCAGGACAGAACCCUUGAGAUACGCAUCUCAAUCACAAGGGGGUGCUAGAGAGAGCGGCAAAAAAUAACAUGCAAUCAAUGGCAAACAGAGUUGUGAAAGAGCUACAAAUACGCAGGCUCAAAGUGAAUGAGUGGUAAAAACAUUACCAUGGGGGGGGGGUGCUUAAGAAAAAAUCGCAAUAUCUAGAGACCACAACAGUUGCUUAAAAACCAGCACAGCACAAUGUGAUUGUGCCACACAAAACCUCAAUUUGUGUUUCUGUGUUUGACGACACCUUGUUAUGACUAAUUUCGAAAAUAAAACUAAAAGUUUAGUAUUCUGCAGUAUAUUUGCUUUUUUAUUUUUCAGUUGUUGUUGGUUAGGUUCUCUACCUGCUCGGAAGUUUGUUUAAUAUGAUCUCCACUUUGCCACUUUGUUCGAUACAGAUAAUCGCUUUGCUUGUUGUGUCUCUCUCAAUUGCGAGUGCCUGUCGACCUGAUGAAUAUCAUUUCAAUGGGCAGUGUUGUAGCUUGUGCGAAACAGGCAGUCAUGUUUCACAACAUUGCACAGCACUGCAGAAGACAGAAUGCACCCACUGUUCAAAUGGCACAUAUAUAGAUCGCCCCAAUUGGUUAACAGAGUGUCGAUCAUGUAAAGUCUGUGAUUCUGACUUGGGUCUGUUUGUUCGUCACCAGUGUAGCCUUGUGAAAAACACGGUCUGUAGCUGUUUGAAAGAGUUCUUCUGCCUGGAUAGGGACGGGGAAAGCUGCCAGCUGUGCAGGAAACGCAGAGUCUGUCAGCCAGGACAGCGCGUUAAGCAGCAAGGAUCUGAAAACUCUGACACAGUUUGUGAAGACUGCCCCAAAGGGACUUUUUCAAUUGAAGAAAUGUCCCUUUACUGCGCACCCUGGACUGUUUGUAAGUCAGGUGGUAAAAAUGGAAACUCAACAACGGACGUUGUGUGCGAGGAAGAAGCUGCAACACCAUGGACUGCCAUUGCUGUAGUUGGAGCCCUUCUGCUUUUCGGACUCCUCAUUGGAAUUGGGUUCACUACGAAAAAAACAAAUCUUUUGCAGCGUAAAUGCUGUGCAAAUCAUUUAACAGAUUCAAAACCUGACGCUGAACAGCAACCUUUUUCCCCCUGAAGAUUGAAAGCUAGCGCCCGUCUUUACAGAUUUUCACUUAUUAUUCAGCAUUUGAGAAUGUAUUUUAGAAUCUAUGUGUUUUAUGUUUGUAAGAUUAUUUCGUACAAUAUUUAAAGUGGUAAUUAAAAUGCAUUAGAUAACUACACUGUCUGUGAUUUUAAACCUGUAUUAUCUGAGAAACUUCAUUGUGAUUUCAACAAUGUACAGUUUCAAAUGUUUUUUUUUUUUUUUUAAAUGAUGCAAUAUUACCUGAAUGGCUACAACAUCUCCUAGAUAGCAGCACU
This is a messenger RNA of Polyodon spathula (Mississippi paddlefish), 1604 nucleotides long. Its product is annotated as tumor necrosis factor receptor superfamily member 14-like. Gene Ontology annotation, biological process: defense response to Gram-negative bacterium; negative regulation of alpha-beta T cell proliferation; defense response to Gram-positive bacterium. Gene Ontology annotation, molecular function: protein binding; transmembrane signaling receptor activity. Gene Ontology annotation, cellular component: external side of plasma membrane; membrane. The transcript has 7 exons. The coding region runs from base 589 to 1320 and encodes 243 amino acids. The record is from RefSeq and is a predicted model, not a curated record. NCBI's taxonomy places the organism in Eukaryota, Metazoa, Chordata, Actinopteri, Acipenseriformes, Polyodontidae.